AUGCUCACUCUGCCUAGACUCAAGCUCCAAGCCUUCCAGGAUAGGAAUUUUGCCGUUGAAGAGGAGCCUGGCCCACUUCCCAGACGGGCUCGCCUCACUAGAAGGAAUCUGAAGGCUUUCGACACUAUGGGCCGAGAGAAGAAAAGGUGCGGCUGUAUCUGGAACGGGGACGGUGUCUGGGACGACAAAACGGACCACGUCGUCGUCGGACUCAAAGUUUCCCGUGGCAGCCCGAGAAAGCGCAAUAUUGGCUUUAACGACGACCUUCCCCCUGCCCAGCCAGACAUGAUUGAAGGACCAAAACGGACACAGCUUCAUCCUUUCAUGGCCGAACGACAAGCAGCAUACGAUGGUGCUUGUUUAACCCAUGGCCGAAACGUGGCGCGUGAUUUUUUAGGGAAGCCUGAUCGGCUUCAGCAUGCAUAUAUCCAGACCUUUACGACGGACGGAACUGUUCUGCGCACCUUUGCGCACCACUCUUCUGAGAGUCGGGGCCGUAUGGACUACCACAAAACAGCGACUUCGUACUCCGUCACGCUUGACAACUUCCAGGGCUUUAGAACAGGUCGACGAUACAUACGGAACUUGCAGGACCAUGCCAAGAAACUUUCGGAAGAGCUGAGGGAUGAGCUUCUUCAGCAUGCUAGCGUGACCUCGCCCUCUGAGAAUGGAGAUCGGUCAGAUGGCGAAGUGUCUGCUGCGCCGAUAGACGAGUAUGGGGGCCAUCCGAAUGGUCUGGAUGAGGGUGCUGCCGGUCCAGCAAAAUCUGACCAUGAACAUCAGCCGUACGGCAUAUUUCCUGCCAUGUCAGUGGCUGAUCCAUGCAGAGAUCGGCUCGACGACAUGAGUAUUGUGGACGGGGUCACUGCCGCCCAGAUUACUUUUGAUGAUAGCUACCGGCUUGACGAGGAGCAGCAGGCAGCCUGGCAAGCAGACCAUGUAUCUGUGUCUGCGGCUGUGAUACUCUCCCCGCCCCGCCCCGUUCUGCUCUUGAAAAGAAGCAGAAGAAGCGUGACCGGUACUCGCCAGACCUCCGUGGCGGAUCAUCGAGGCGAUCGAGGUUUGAAUGAGCCGACUUCUUGGUAUGGCAAAGAACUACUGGAAUGA
Molecule: messenger RNA, 1107 nt
Organism: Drepanopeziza brunnea f. sp. 'multigermtubi' MB_m1
Lineage: Eukaryota; Fungi; Ascomycota; Leotiomycetes; Helotiales; Drepanopezizaceae
Source: RefSeq, a predicted model, not a curated record